AUGGAGCCUUCUGUGAUUUGUGCUGAAAACAUAGCUCUACUUCAUCUGCUACACCAAGUUCCCUCUCGACCCUUGGGGAACGGAGUAGAGCUCAAAUCGCAAUCCUAUCCAGGCUACAGUCUUCCUUUCGAAACAGAGCGCCUUUUGGCAAGUGCACUCGCCUUCCUAGCGGGCACCAAAGAUGGACCAGAUCAUAUCCCGGCCGUAUGUCUCAAAGAAGUCCCUACCUCGAGAUCGCUGCAUGUCCUCAUUGCUGUCAACAAAGCGAAGUGGGCCGAUGGAGAACUCGUGCUCGGAGAGCUGGCGAAAGGAUUUCAAGGCAUAUUUCAUUCACUUUCCUCGGCCACAGACGGUAAGCAGCCUGGUUCAAGCUCUUCUUGCAACGUAUUUCCGGCGAUUAUAAAAAUGUGUAGUCGACGUAUACAGUGCCGACUGCGAUUUACUCCGAAUCACCGGAAAAGGAUCCAACCCUCAAUACGUAAGGUACUUCAAGAUAGCCUCGACGCUAUCAAACAGCUUCAACCACCUCCUGCUAGUGCUAGGAUUUAUCUCGAACAAACCAGAGACGUGAUGAAGAAGAUUGCAGCCUGGAGUGCGCAUCAGACACCCGAGCGUUUGGGAGAGCUGGUCACUGGCUUUUAUGAUCUCUCGAGAGUUCCUGGGCUUAGUGACCUUCUGCACGCGAUUUCGUACAAGAGCAUGGACCCUUGUGCGCGAAAAAGCCUGCUGAACAUCAUUGGAAAAGUUGGGCGCUAUCGUGGAGUUGCCAUGUUCCUCUGUCAAGUAGCUGCUAAACAUUCAGCUCUUCGACGAACUAAAGUUGUGCCUGUACGCUUGCCGAAGGAUUUUUUCCGCAAGACUUCGGUCACCCUAGGAGAACCGAAUCUACCAAGGGUAGUAUCGAGGUUCAGAGACCGUUAUGGCGGACGAUACGACAUAAAGAACAUUUGUCAAAUUCUAGGGCUCGAGGAACGACAAGCGAACAGCCAAUUUGUGGACCAAACAUUGAAGUCCUUGAAAACUUCAAGAAUUCACGCUGAGAUGCAACUUAUAUUCUACUGCGAGCUAGAGAGUUUCCUUCCUCCGCCUAGAGUCAUCUGUUCUAGUAAGGAUGCUUGUUUCCUAUGCAACACCUUUAUAGUCAUGCAUGGGAAGUUUCACACGCCAAGGUGCCAUGGCAAGCUAUAUCCUGGAUGGCGGUUGCCAAACACAGAUAUAGGGAGAGAAAGACAACAUUUCAAUGAUCGGCUCCAGCAGCAAAUUGAGGAUAGUCUGGCAUUGCUGAUUUCUCGACGGGCCAAGACAGUCUUCCUGGAUCCAAACGAGAGUACUCUUUUGACACUGCCCAGGUCAAAAUCGACGCUC
This is a messenger RNA of Pseudocercospora fijiensis CIRAD86, 1365 nucleotides long. RefSeq lists its product as uncharacterized. The record is from RefSeq and is a predicted model, not a curated record. The annotation marks the transcript as partial. The transcript is spliced from 2 exons. NCBI's taxonomy places the organism in Eukaryota, Fungi, Ascomycota, Dothideomycetes, Mycosphaerellales, Mycosphaerellaceae.